GAGCUGAGCAGGCACAGACACUGGCAGCAAUCAAGAGUUCAAGACUCUUUGACAGCAGGAGCCUGGAAGAAAGGACAGAAAUGGCUCUGGCUGUGAUGGGGCUCUUACUGGGCCUGCUGCUUCUGGACCACCUAAUUGUGGUCACCUAUGGCCAUCCCAUCCUUGAAGCGCCUGAGAGUGUGAUAGGGCCUUGGAAAGGGAAUGUGAAUAUCCCCUGCACCUAUGGUCCUCUGCAAGGCUACACCCAAGUCUCAGUAAAGUGGCUGGUACAACGUGACUCUGACCCAGUCACCAUCUUCUUACGUGACUUCUCCGGAGAUCAUAUCCAGCAAGCAAAGUACCAGAGCCGCCUGAAUGUCAACAAUGAGGUUCCAGGAGAUGUGUCCCUCCAACUGAAGACCCUGGAGAUGGAUGAUCGGAACCACUACACUUGUGAAGUCACUUGGCAGACCCCUGAUGGCACCCAAGUGGUGAGAGAUGAGAUCAUUGAGCUCCGUGUCCAAAAACUCUCUGUUUCCAAGCCCACAGUGACGACUGACAGUGGCUAUGGCUUCACAGUGCUCCAGGGAACGAGGAUUAGCCUUCAAUGCCAGGCUCGGGGUUCUCCUCCCAUCAGUUAUGUUUGGUACAAGGAAGAGACUAACAACUCAGAACCUAUUAUAGUAACAAGCUUGGGUACCUUAGUCUUCACGGCUGCAGUGGUGGCUGACUCAGGCUACUAUUUCUGUACUGCCAAGGGCCGGGUAGGCUCUGAGCAGCGCAGCAACAUUGUGAAGUUUGUCGUCAAAGACUCCUCAAAGUCACAAAAAAAACAGAGUGAGGCACCUACAACCAUGCAAUCCCCUUUGGCAAGAACACCCACAGUGAACUCAUCCUGGGCCUGGACCACUGAAGAGCAUAGCUACCUUGGGGAUACCAGUACUAGGCCAGGAAAGGGCCUGCCUAUAUUUGUCAUAAUUCUUAUCAUCUCCCUGUGCUGUAUGGUGGUCUUCAGCAUGGCUUAUAUCAUGUUCUACAGGAAGAAGUCCCAACAGGAUCAUGUCUAUGAAGUCUUCAGGGUGAAUUCCAGGGAGGCCAGUGACCCUGAUGAAACAAUGAGAGUGCCCAUCUUCGAAAGUGGCUGCUACAGUGAAGAUCCAGCUUCCUGGACUCUGGGCAAUGGCUACUCUGAUGAACCCCGCCUGAACCAGGAGUACCAGAUCGUUGCCAGGACAAAUGGUGACUAUGACUGCCUGCGGAACACAGUUUCCCUGGAUCAUGAGCUUCUGACCACCGAGGGCAAGAGUGUCUGCUAAAACUGCCAUACUAGGCCAGGGUUGCUGACAUAAUUGCCUUUUAACUCCUGUUUUUUUGUAUGGUCUCUCUUCUCUUCCUGGAUAGCCCAACAUGUCUUACCUGCCAACACUGGGAUCCCUAAGUGUGACUGGCUUUGCCUAAGAAGUUGCCACAGGCACACAAGCAAGCCUGUUUCUGGGUUAGGUCCCGAGCCUUCUAGCAUCCCUGCAUGGGACUUCUGCUGCAUCUCUCCAAGCACCAGAGGGAAAUUCUCAUAGCACUAAGACACCACUUACCUUUGGCAUCUUCUCACCAGAAGACCAGAGGGAGGUUCAGUUCUGCCAGCUCAGGAGACCAGUUAUGUCUAGAAUCACUUCCUUCUUUCCAAAGCUAUGUUUUAACUUGAAAUUGUCAUGUAAUAGGCCAAGGUUCAGUUCUUCUCUUUACUGUGAGUCUAGUGCUCUGAUAUUCUUCUGAUGUUCAAUAAAUAUCUAAUUAUAAUUGCAA
Molecule: messenger RNA, 1782 nt
Organism: Phyllostomus hastatus (greater spear-nosed bat)
Lineage: Eukaryota; Metazoa; Chordata; Mammalia; Chiroptera; Phyllostomidae
Gene: VSIG4
Product: V-set and immunoglobulin domain containing 4
Exons: 8
Coding region: 81-1295 (404 amino acids)
Biological process (GO): negative regulation of macrophage activation; negative regulation of interleukin-2 production; negative regulation of T cell proliferation
Molecular function (GO): complement component C3b binding
Source: RefSeq, a predicted model, not a curated record